This is a messenger RNA of Ilex paraguariensis (yerba mate), 865 nucleotides long. NCBI's taxonomy places the organism in Eukaryota, Viridiplantae, Streptophyta, Magnoliopsida, Aquifoliales, Aquifoliaceae. The record is from the annotation of a GenBank genome assembly.
AUGUCAUCAUCUAACUCUCCAUGUGCGGCUUGCAAGUUCCUCCGGCGAAAGUGCACCCAAGAGUGUGUAUUUGCUCCCUAUUUCCCACCGGACCAGCCUCAGAAAUUCGCUAAUGUCCACAAGGUCUUCGGCGCAAGUAACGUCGCAAAACUCUUAAACGAAGUCAACGCCGCCCAACGCGAAGACGCUGUGAAUUCCCUUGCAUACGAAGCCGAAGCUCGCCUCCGAGACCCAGUUUAUGGCUGCGUAGGACUCAUCUCGAUCCUUCAACACCGUCUCAAGCAAGUCCAACACGAUUUGUACAAUGCUAAGAAAGAAUUGGCUAAUUAUAUUGGCCCGUCGGCGAUGUUGCCAAUCCUCCAACAUCCUGGGUUUAUUCAACAACAUCCCAACAAUCCGGUGACUUCGGUGAUGCCCUAUAAUAUACAACCGAUGUUGGGGUUACAGGCUGGUCCAUCGCACGGGACUCAGUUGAUGAUCCGUGAGCCUCAGCCGCAGCACCACCAGCAACAAAUGCUGGAGGCUCAGCAGCUAGCGGCGGUGGUGGCGGCCAGAGAACAACAGGACAUGACGAGGGCUUAUGAGCAGCAGCAGCAACAAGAACAACCACCACAGCAACAUGACCUUGUGACGUUCAAUGGUGGGUUCGACACAGCCGGACCUGUGACCGCAACUGGGUUUAAUCAGAUGACUGCUACGGGGAUGUCGCCGGUGUUGGCUUUGGGUUCAUACGACAAUCCUUAUCAUCAGAUUCAGCAAGAGACACAAGAGCGUUCUCAUCCCCAUCUGCUUCAGAUUCAGCCAGAGCUUUUGCUUCAGCAACCACAGGCAAGACAACAGCAACAGAGGGAUGGAAGCGAGGAGG